UUCAGCUUUUCAAAAACUCUAAGUCUUUGUUUGUUCUUCCUUGGUUUUUCAAUGGCUAAGUCCAUUUUCAGAUGUCAAAGCAAAGUUUUUUUAGCAUUGGGGUUCUUUUGUUUCAUGCAGAUGAUGAUUCAAAAGGCUCAUGCAAGACAAUUCCAAGUCAAUUGGGGUCUUCACAAUGGCUCCAAUGCUGAAAAUUACAAUCAAUGGGCUGAAAAGAACAGAUUUCAGACUGGAGACUCACUUGUGUUUAGCUAUGCACCAAAUGAUGAUUCAGUGCUGCAUGUGACCGAGGAGGCCUACAAGAACUGCAAUUUAGAAUCACCAAUCGCCAAAUACACCGAUGGCCACACUGUUUUCUCAUUGGAUCAUUCAGGUCCUUACUAUUUCAUCAGUGGCAACAAAGACAACUGUGGAAAAAACGAGAAGUUGGUGGUGGUUGUCUUGGCUGAUCGAAGCAACCGUUCUUCGACCGGAAAUGAAACCCUUGCUCCUUCUCCUCCGCCAGUCGGUUCUACCGAGCCACCAUCUCCGGCACCUUCCGGUGAGUCUCCGCCGGAUGGAACAGUCGAGAAUAACCCGACCCCGGCACCUAGUGAAGAGACUAAUCCAUCGAAAAAUGCCGCAACUUCUUUGGCGUUGAUGAGUGUCACUGGUUCUACUAUGGGAGCAAUGCUUGUGGCUUCAACUCUUGUUUUAGGUUUCUAAGAGGGAGUUUUCCAUUCAUGAAUUUGGGGUUCUUCCUUUAUUAUUAUUAAUUGUUUAGAUUUUAUAUUUAUUUGUUUGAUUUUCCUUUGUGGAUGUUUAU
Molecule: messenger RNA, 805 nt
Organism: Hibiscus syriacus
Lineage: Eukaryota; Viridiplantae; Streptophyta; Magnoliopsida; Malvales; Malvaceae
Product: early nodulin-like protein 1
Exons: 3
Coding region: 52-705 (217 amino acids)
Cellular component (GO): plasma membrane
Molecular function (GO): electron transfer activity
Source: RefSeq, a predicted model, not a curated record